UUUCACAUCACUAUAGGAGGGGCUUGGGCGAGGUUGCUGUGCCCGACGUAGUUUCUAGUCGCUGCCGGGAGCUGACUGCGGGAGAAGACUGUGCGGCUGCGCUCUCCUCCUCUCUCUUUUCACCCCCUUUUCCAUCUCUCCCCCUCUUUCUGCAAAACACGGUCUUCUCUCCAUCAUUUUGAUCCCCGGAGCAAGAAGCGAGAAGAGGAAGAACAGAAUAAAUAAAACGAAAUGGGUUCGUAGCGGCUGAGCGGCGAGCAUCGGUGAAAACGAUGGAUUCCCUGCGUUCCCUCGUCUUCGUCCUCUCGGCGUUUCACAUCCAGCUGAUCGCAUCCGCUGACAAGAAAUUUGGCUGCCUGUUUGAGGAUCAGCUCUGCUCCCCGUACGAGAUCUGCACCAACGAUGGAGUGUUUGGGAGGUGCUCGCCAGUCCCAGUGACAGACCUGUACACCUACCAGGUCUCUCCAAACGUCCUGCAGCGCUUGAGGACCCUUCUGCAGAGGCUGGCUCACAGAAGAUUAUCUUGGGAGGAUGACGCCACUCAACAGGCUGUCGCUCAGGAGCUGUCCAAACUGCGGAAGGUUUCCUACCGAUAUCCAGACACGGUCUCAGUGGACGGCAGCACCAAAUCCAGGGUGGCCAAUCAGAACCUCAAGCCCACGGAGGUGGAGCUGGGCCGAUCUCUGCAGAAGUACCUGCAGCAUGCGGGUCUCCAUUACCAACUAGCCACUCCCACCGGCCUGAGGCCCAAGACUGGGAAGCCUGUGAGCCAGGACGGCCCUCAGAAUCUGGCAGAUUACUUCCGUCCGAAGUCCCCGGCCAAAGGGGGUCCCCAGAGCUCCCUGCUAUCCCAGGCCCCCCCUGCCGCCAAGCCCCCGCCGGCACACUCCCGCCUCCCUGGGGGCGAGGACACAGAGCUCAUCGCCGCGCUGCAGAGGUUUCUGGCGGGGAGGCUGGGGGGCCGGCCUGCGGCGGGCGGACCCCGGGGAGAAGCAGAAGCAUGGGCACCGGGCCUGGCGAAGAGCCUGGAUGGGCACAGGGGGGCAGCCCCUCCGCAAGCAUCACCCCAAAGACCAAAAACCGACAAGCUCCUCUUCAAGUCUGGCUCCCGCCAGACAAAGGAACCCCUCACUAAAGUUGAUGAGGAGUUCAUCCAGAAGGUGGUGACGCAGCUGGGCCGGCACAGCGUGGACGUGGACGCCCUGAGCGGCCGGCAGCUGGAGGAGCUGGCCGACUCCAUCGCCGACACCCUCCAGGUAGUGGACUCAGAGGCUGCCGGGGGCGCGCGGCUCAGGGGGGCCCAGAGGGAGAUGAAGAGGGACCCGGUGCCCACCUCAUCGCUGCCUGAGGAUGCCUCGCUGCAAGAACAACAAACAGAGGAGGUGGAAAAGCAGAACUCUGGUGAUAAGGAUCCCAGCCUGGUCAGCAAGCUGCUGGAGUACCUGGACCAGGCGAGCUACAGCGACACCCCCCGGAGGGAUGCCUCGGAGGAGGAGGGGGGGGGCCAGGGGGCGGCAGGCUCCCACGGGAUCGGGGUGGAGAGCGUCAAGAGCAGGACCACCCAGACGGACAUCGCCGUGGAGAAGAAAGAGGCGGCGCCCCCCCCUGCCCGCGGAGCCGCGCAAACGGCAGACCCCGCCCACCUCGGGGGCGUCCCCGAGCCGCAGAAGAAGGACAUGCGCUUCGAGGAGGAGCUGCAGCUCGACGUGAAGUCCGUGUCCAUGGCCGAGAGGAGGGACGACUACGGAUACAUCAUCACUGACACCGACUCCCUGUCCACCGACCAAGGCCUGCACCUGAUGGAGCUGCUAGCCCGGCGUGCCGGCUUGCAGAUGACGGAUAUCCUCGAGCUCUCGGUGGUCGGCCCAGUGGUGACCUUCAAGGUGAGGCCCAACGCGCGUAACCUCUCCACGGCGGACGUGGCUGACAUGGCAGCUAAACAGGAAGAUAACCUGGGAAAUGAAUCGGCAGUGCGCAUCCUACAAGCAGGAGUCAUGGACAAGAGCAAGCUGUCGGAGCUCCCCACCAGGAGCAACGAGGCCGAGUCCACCAAGUUCCUCAUCCUGACGGUGAUCUCCAUCGUGUGCAUCAUCGCCGUGCUGCUGGCCUCCACGGGGGUCUACGUACUCCGGCAUCGCUCCCACCACAAGCUGAAAGAGAAGCUCACCAGCUUGGGCACCGACGCCAGCUCCGGGGCCUCCGCCACAUACCAGGAGCUGUGUCGGCAGAGGAUGGCGGUGAAGACGGAGCGGCCCGAGCCGGCACACGGGUCCCGCAUCAACAGCGUGUCGUCGCAGUUCAGCGACGGGCCCAUUCCCAGCCCCUCGGCCCGCAGCAGCACUUCCUCCUGGUGUGAAGAGCCUGUGCAGUCAAACAUGGAUAUCUCCACCGGUCACAUGAUCCUGUCCUACAUGGAGGACCAUCUGAAGAACAAGAACCGCUUGGAGAAGGAGUGGGAGGCGUUGUGCGCCUACCAGGCGGAGCCCAACGCCUGCACCGUCGGCCAGAGGGACAGCAACAGCAAGAAGAACCGCUCCGGCACCGUGGUGGCCUACGAUCACUCGCGAAUCACCCUGAAGGCAGAGAACAACCAGGGAGGCUCAGACUACAUCAACGCCAGCCCCAUCAUGGACCACGACCCCCGAAACCCCGCAUACAUCUCUACGCAGGGACCUCUGCCUUCCACUGUGGCGGAUUUCUGGCAGAUGGUCUGGGAGAACGGAUGUGUGGUUAUCGUGACGCUGACACCCCUGACGGAGAACGGAGUCAAGCAAUGCUACCAUUACUGGCCAGACGAGGGCUCGAACCUCUAUCACAUUUACGAGGUGAACCUUGUAUCAGAGCACAUUUGGUGUGAAGACUUCCUCGUGAGGAGUUUCUACCUUAAGAACAUGCAGACAAACGAGACUCGCACCGUGACACAGUUCCACUUCCUGACCUGGCUGAACCAGAACGUUCCGGAAUCUAGUAGGACCCUCCUGGACUUCCGCAGAAAGGUCAACAAAUGCUACAGAGGUCGAUCUUGCCCAAUAAUUGUCCACUGCAGUGACGGCGCCGGCCGCACCGGGACCUACAUUCUCAUCGACAUGGUCCUGAACAAGAUGGCCAAAGGUGCCAAGGAGAUUGACAUCGCCGCAACUCUGGAGCACCUCCGGGACCAGAGACCAGGAAUGGUGCAGACGAAGGAACAGUUCGAGUUUGCGCUGACAGCUGUAGCAGAAGAAGUCAACGCCAUCCUCAAAGCUCUUCCUCAGUGAGAGGCUUCUGGCCCUGUGCCCUUCCUCCUCCUCCUCUUCCUCUCUCCCCAAGGACCACCCAGCCCUACAUGUCUCUCUCUGUGGAUGUUGCACCAGAACCCUAACCUAUUCUUAGCUGUCUCUCUCCCCUAAAUCUCUCUCCCUCUUUCUCUCUCUCUCUCUCCCUCCCUUCUUUCUCUGGAGUUCUUCCCAAGCUGAAACUUCAAUGUUGAUAAUGAAAACAGCUUAAAAAAAAAAACACCAUUUCUGUAAAUAGAGUACAGUAACUAUCAGAUUAAAAACGGUUUUAGAUUGUGAGUGUGCAUCAUAAUUUGGGUCAGGAAAUCGUCACGUUUAGGCUGCCGGUGCUAACGGAGCCCAGGCCGUUCUGACCUUAGAUGUAUUUACCUGAGCUGUACCUAUUAUCCCGGCUUUUUAAGAUAUUCGGCUGCCGGCUGAGGUGUCGAAAAUAGCCGUGCGUGAGCGUGCUUCCUCAUGUGACAUUAGGGACCAUUAGAGGUGUAUAGAAGUGCCAAGAUGUGCGAUGUUUCAUCAUUUCAUCAUUCGUUUCAAGCUGGUGAAGGCUAGACAUUUUUCAGUAAUAAAUUACACAUAAGCAAUAUAACGUUUCGUAUUUGACGGCUAACUAUUUUAUUUGGACCCGUGUACAGUUAUACGCUUAAUGCGCAAUCGGACAUGAAGCCCUGCUCUACCAUAAUCUGCUGUUAGUACUUUGACCAUCUUUGUGCUAAUUAAAUAUUAGCCGCUAUCUCGGUUUUUUAGCUAACGUCCAGUUGCUGCUGCCGGUUUUGUGUUUCCCGCCCUGUGCUGUGAUUGCCCGUAUCUCACAGCCCGUGUUCUGCCGCGGGAUUUUUCGGCUAAAUAUGCGCAGUGACGCUGCUGGUUUCACCCGUCUUGUUAACCGUCAGGUGAGCCGGACGAGGGACUUCUGAGGCAUCGGUUGCCAGAGCGACGCUGAUCUUGUGCCGGUUUCCGUGACGCCGUCUUACUAUGUAGCUGAAGAAUCGCUCUGGGAGACGGUAAAGGCACGUGCCGUGUGGAGGCCACUGGCAUCGUACUUAGCCAGCUGUGCUAAUGUUCAUAGAACAGAACAGCUUUAGAUGCCAAGGAGUGAGAUCUGUUGUGCAAAAUUAAUGACCUGUAGCUUAAUGAAACGCUUAUUUUUCAAGCAUCACCUUCAUUUGGGUCAAUUCACUGGAAAAAAUGGGUUUUAUUGUGAUUUUUGGAAUUUGGUCCAAUGGCGUAAGGUUCUCAUUUUGCAGAGGCUUGAAUUUGCGCCCCUAUAAUUUUUGGGUCAGUGGUUUCGACCCGCUUUCCUGAACAGUAGUGACUGAGUAGCCGUUUCCAUUAAUUUUUUUAUCAAGUCCUUCACCAAUUACGUUUGUUUUGGUUUCUUUAAAUCAAUUAUCACGUUUAGAAAAAAAACAGGUUUUGAAAGCAAUGGUAAGAUUUAUAAGCCAGAUGUUGGAUCGUAUAUCCACAUGGAUCCUUGUGAAAUCCGGAGAACAUGACUCACGUCGACAGUCACUCAGUCUUAACGCUGUCCGUCUGCAGCCAUACGGGGGGGGGGAAAUAAAUGCCGUUUGGGAGAGGAAUCCAUCCUCCACCGCGUGAGCGAAAGAGAGGUUUGAGGAGCGGGAACGCGGCUCAGCAGGCAGUGAGUAAGAUGUGAGCGAAUUAGCCCGGGAACGAGCCGGGAAUGGCGAUGAGGACACCGCCAUUGUGCCAGAGAUACCCGAGCCGUCAGACGGCACGCGUGGGCCAGCAGAUAAGCCAGUCAAUAAACAGGUACGUCAGGGGAGGUCGGGGCCGCACACAAGCCAAGGAUACUAUCGCCACAUUAAAGCUGUUUGUUUAUCUAACGUUUUCACAGCAAAGGGUUGAGAUAAGGUGCCUGUAGAAAUAUUUAUCCUGAUGUAAUCCUUUGCAUUUCCAAAGCUGAAGGUGACAUUCAUGGGGCUUGCGUUCUCCAUCAUCAUCACUCCGUGAUGCUCGUUUGAUAACCGUACGUGUGGCUGAUUGCUCGACCCUCCAUUUUCUCUGCCCGCCGCCCUCGUGCGCACUCCCAUUAUUGUCCAGUUCUUUGUACAUAACGGCCGAAAUGACAGAAAAAGAUAUUUUUGUUCUAUCUGUGUAAACAAAAGGGGAAAAAAAAUACUUGUGAAUAAAGUUGCUUUGUCUGUGGAAAACUGUGAAUAUUGAAA
Molecule: messenger RNA, 5461 nt
Organism: Paramormyrops kingsleyae
Lineage: Eukaryota; Metazoa; Chordata; Actinopteri; Osteoglossiformes; Mormyridae
Gene: ptprn2
Product: protein tyrosine phosphatase receptor type N2
Biological process (GO): protein dephosphorylation; regulation of secretion; insulin secretion involved in cellular response to glucose stimulus
Cellular component (GO): synapse; secretory granule
Molecular function (GO): protein tyrosine phosphatase activity
Source: RefSeq, a predicted model, not a curated record